AUGCUCGUCCUCAACAUCGCGCUGCUUGCCCUGAGCGCCCUCCCCACCGCCCUCACCAAAGCCCCACCUCACCACCUAACCCACCCCCACACCGCCAGCAGCACCUUCUCAACCCACCCCGCCAGCAGCACCUUCUCCACCCACCCCCCCGCCACCAACGCCACAACGCCCCUGACGUCCACCCGCCCCAUCGCCGGCACCGGCUGCCCCACCGUCACGAAGACGGUCGCCAAGACCGUCGGCGUGUGCGAGGAGAUCCGAUGCCUGCCCGUGCUGGUGGGCGGCACGACGCCGGUCGCGACGUCCACGUUCGCCGUCGGCUGCGCGUGCCCGGCCGCGACGCCGACGGUGACGCUGAGCCGGUGCGAUUUGGGGUGUGAGGGGUUGACGGCGUGGGUGUAUGAGACGGCGGGGGGGAUAAGAGGGGGAUGUAGGGCAUGA
Messenger RNA from Letharia columbiana, 441 nucleotides. RefSeq lists its product as uncharacterized. NCBI's taxonomy places the organism in Eukaryota, Fungi, Ascomycota, Lecanoromycetes, Lecanorales, Parmeliaceae. The coding region runs from base 1 to 441 and encodes 146 amino acids. The record is from RefSeq and is a predicted model, not a curated record. The transcript has 2 exons.